GUACCAGCCCGGCCCGUUGUUGGGAGAGCUACACCACGGCCAGGGUGUACUCACGGGGAACUUAUUAUUUUGGCAUUUUUAAACAACAGUCACAAAAUAUGUCCCUUGUCCUUGCAGCGCUGGACAAGCUGGCAUAUUUUCUGUCUCUCAUAGGGUUUUGUGUCAGCGUGUCUUCCAGCUGGCUCAAAUGAAUCUCGAGUCAGAGCCAGCAGUCUUUUCUAAAUUACAAUAUGAUUCCUGAGGUUUAGGGUUUGAGUAAAAUUCUUUUUGAUCAACACCUGGACAUCUGACACUCGGGUGAUCAAAGAAGAAGGAUCCGAACCAACCAUCACAAUGCGAAGGUGCCUAAAGGUAUGCCAUGUGUUUGCAUUGGUGCUGUGUAUGUCAGCCAGGGAGGACUUUGACUGGGCGAAGACUGAAAGAACGUCUUUCUAUUAUGGGACCUUCCCAACAGGUUUUACCUGGGGGGCAGGCAGUUCUGCUUAUCAGACCGAGGGAGCUUGGAACGUCGAUGGCAAGGGAAUGAGCAUCUGGGACGCAUUUUCCCAUAAAAAGGGGAAAAUAUUUCAAAAUGAAACUGGGGAUUCCUCGUGUGAUGGGUACUACAAAUUUAAGGACGACAUUAAUUUAAUGAAAGACAUGAAGCUGAAUCAUUAUCGUUUCUCCAUCUCCUGGCCAAGAAUUUUACCAAGCGGAAUCAAAGGUGAAUACGUCAAUGAAAAAGGAAUUAAAUAUUACAAUGACCUGAUCAACAUGUUGCUGGAAAAUAAGAUCACACCCAUUGUUACUUUGUAUCACUGGGAUUUACCACAGGUGUUCCAGGACAAAUAUGGUGGCUGGCAGAACGUCAGCAUGGUCAACUAUUUCAACGACUUUGCCAAUUUAUGCUUUGAAAGGUUCGGCAGCCGAGUAAAGUAUUGGAUCACAUUCAACAAUCCCUGGUCGAUUGCUGUGGAAGGAUAUGAAACGGGGGAACAUGCACCAGGCUUGAAGAUGAAAGGAAUGGGAGCUUACAGAGCUGCACACCAUAUCAUCAAGGCACAUGCGAAGGUGUGGCACACAUAUGACAAGGGCUGGAGGAGCAAACAGAAAGGUCUAGUCGGAAUCUCGCUGACAGCUGACUGGGGUGAACCAGUGGACGCCAGCAACCAGAAAGACAUUGAAGCAGCCGAGCGAUACAUCCAGUUCUACUUGGGAUGGUUUGCCACACCCAUCUUCAGGGGAGACUACCCUCAGGUUAUGAAAGAAUACAUCGGCAGGAAGAGUGGCCAACAGGGCCUCGGAGCUUCGCGGCUUCCCGUAUUCUCGGCGCAGGAAAAGAGUGACAUCAGGGGCACCUGUGACUUCCUGGGCCUCGGGCACUUCACGACUCGCUACGUCACGCAAAAAAAUUAUCCAUCAAGCAUUGGGGACAGCUACUUUGCAGAUCGGGACCUGGCGGAGCUGGUUGACCCAGAGUGGCCCGACCCUGGCUCCGAAUGGCUCUACUCUGUGCCUUGGGGCUUCAGACGCAUGUUGAACUUUGUCAAGAGUCAGUACGGAAACCCGAUGAUCUACGUGACAGAAAAUGGUGUAUCAGAAAAGACGCUGUGCACCGACCUGUGUGAUGACUGGAGGAUGCAGUACUUCAAAGACUACAUCAAUGAGAUGCUUAAAGCUGUAAAAGAUGGGGUGAAUGUGAAGGGCUACACCGCCUGGUCUCUCCUGGAUAACUUUGAGUGGGAUGUCGGCUACUCGGAGAGAUUUGGCCUCUACUAUGUGGACUUCAGGAACAAAAAUAAACCACGGUACCCAAAGGCUUCAGUCCAGUACUAUAAACGCAUCAUCAGCUCGAAUGGCUUCCCCAGUCAGAGAGAGGUGGAGAGUUGGAAGAGGAAAGCAAUCGAGAUAUGUUCUUCCAGCAAUCAGCUCCUGGCAGCAGAUCCGCUGAUUGGCCACAUGGAGAUGGUGACAGAGAUUGUGGUUCCCACCGUGUGUACACUGUGCAUCCUCCUCGGAGCAGUCUUCCUCAUGUUCCUGCUGCAAAGACGCUUUUGAGACACUCACAGAUCCCCCUUUGACAUUAUCAGAACUCAGUGGCCCUGGAGAAAUGAAUGAGGUCAAUCUGUGAAUGAGUCAGAAUCAGAAACACAUACAUAGUCAUCAGAAUUGAUUGAUAUGGUAUGCGUGUCUUGAUGUUCUCUUUUGAAUAAACUUUUCAGACUCUAAGUGGGAUAUCAAAAUAGCCUCCAACUGUCAUGAUCUGUCUGCGAGACCGAAUUAAAGUUUGCUAUUUGAUUUAGAAAUG
This is a messenger RNA of Hippocampus comes (tiger tail seahorse), 2287 nucleotides long. Its product is annotated as lactase-like protein. NCBI's taxonomy places the organism in Eukaryota, Metazoa, Chordata, Actinopteri, Syngnathiformes, Syngnathidae. The record is from RefSeq and is a predicted model, not a curated record. The transcript has 14 exons. The coding region runs from base 334 to 2037 and encodes 567 amino acids. Gene Ontology annotation, molecular function: hydrolase activity, hydrolyzing O-glycosyl compounds. Gene Ontology annotation, biological process: carbohydrate metabolic process.